UAUUUAUGUAUGCAUCUCUCCAAUCCACACACAUACAUCUCUCUCGUAACACACAUAAACAUUUUUAUAUAUUUGUAAUCCUCAUCAUCUCCAUCCUCAAGUUCAAUUAUUAAUAAUUCAUCUUCUUUAAAACUGAUCAAUUCCAGGUCUUCCCUCUUUACUUUGCCAAUGGAAAUAGCUGAGGAGGCCAUAUCAACCGGUAAGGAGCAAUCCUUGAUCCUUAAAGGGAAACGCACUAAGAGGCAGCGUCCUCUGUCCCCGAUCCCUUUCUCUAUCGUCCCUCCUGUGUCUUCUCAAGAACCGGAGGUCGAAGAAGACUCCACCAGUCUUGUUUCCAAGGAGAAGAGUCUCAUCAAUGAUGAGAUCAACACCAACAAGAAUGAUAACAACAUAUUGAUCAAUGGUGUGACAUCUCCUGCCUCUUCAUCUUCUAACAACAAUGCGACAUUAAAGACCGCCGCUGACGAGGAAGAUCAAGAUAUGGCUAAUUGUUUGAUCCUCCUUGCCCAAGGCCACUAUAUUCCUCAACAACAACAACCACAAACAAGACAGUUUAUGAUGAGUUGCCAAGAAUCUGGUAAUAACAGCAACAAUGCGUAUAGAUCUAGCAGCAGAAGGUUUCUCGAGACAUCUUCACCUAAUGGAACCACGAGUGGAGGCAGAGCCGGUUACUACGUUUACCAAUGCAAAACGUGUGACCGGACUUUUCCUUCUUUCCAAGCUCUCGGUGGCCAUAGAGCCAGCCACAAGAAGCCUAAAGCCGCAGCGGGUCUUCACUCCGAUCAUGACCUCAAGAAGUCUAUCUACAACGACACCGUUUCUCUUCAUCUCAACAACGUUCCCACCGCAACUCCUAAAAACAAUAGUAGCCACAGGUCGCUUGUGGUAUACGGUAAAACUGGUAACAAUAAAGUCCAUGAAUGUGGGAUAUGUGGAGCUGAGUUCACAUCCGGACAAGCCUUAGGUGGUCACAUGAGACGUCAUAGAGGUGCAGUGGUGGCAUCAGCACCAUCCGCUUCUGCCGCAAUGGUAAGGGUUGCGGCCACUGCGGCUACAGCAAACACGGCUUUGUCGUUGUCACCUAUGUCGUUUGACCAAAUGUCGGUUCAUCCGGUUCAUGCUCCGGUUAAGAGAGCGAGGAGCGCGGUUGUGUCGUUAGAUUUGGAUCUGAAUCUACCUGCCCCUGAAGAUCUGAAUCGAGUCAAUGGUUUAAGCUUUGCUUCAAAGCAAGAACAUGAACAUGAACAUGAACAUGAACAUGAACAAACACAACACAGAGAAGAACAGAAGUCUCUUGUUUUGUCUUCUGCUCCUACAUUGGUGGAUUGCCAUUACUGAAUCAAAUAUUCAAUACCAAAAUUCGUUUAUUAAUUUUAAAAAUUUUACGCAAAAAUUGAUGAACAACUUUUAAAGAAAGUUACUGAUUCCUUGCUUGUUCAAGAAUAGCAAGAUUCCUUU
Molecule: messenger RNA, 1458 nt
Organism: Raphanus sativus (radish)
Lineage: Eukaryota; Viridiplantae; Streptophyta; Magnoliopsida; Brassicales; Brassicaceae
Product: zinc finger protein ZAT5
Exons: 1
Coding region: 169-1338 (389 amino acids)
Source: RefSeq, a predicted model, not a curated record